GAAGGAGAGCAGACAACACUUUGAGUGCACAGUGUAUACUUAAGAGCAGAAGAAACAGCCUGUGAAGGGACCGUAUCACUUUUUUUGACCUGCAUGAUGAUUGCAAGAACAGACGUACCAAGUAACACAGCAAGUACAAACGCAGUGGAGCUGGAUGCAGAGCAUGCACAGAGAGUCCCUGGGGCAGAACAGGGAGGGGUCCCACCCACGCAGGUCAAGCUGAAAGAGAGGCAGAAGUUCUUUGAGGAGGCCUUCCAGCAAGACAUGGAGCAGUACCUGUCUACUGGCUACCUGCAGAUCGCUGAGAGGAGAGGGCCAAUAGGAAGUAUGUCAUCCAUGGAGGUGAACGUGGACAUGUUGGAGCAGAUGGAUUUGAUGGACAUGUCUGACCACGAAGCCCUUGAUGUGUUCCUGCACUCUGGGGGAGAGGACAACAGUGCUGCCUCACCUGGCACAGGUCCAGACGUUGAGUCUUUCACCACAGAGAUCAGUCUCCAGGUUCCCACCCAGGCUGAGCUACGCCAUAAGCUUUCUUCCCUUUCGUCCACCUGCACCGACUCAGCCAGCCAGGACACAGAGGCGGGGGAGGAGGAUGAAGAAGAGGAGGAGGAGGAGACUGAGCAAGGAGGAGGAGGUGGCGUUGGAGGAUCAGGGGGAGGAGGAAGGCGAGCAAGGGCAUCUGUGGUGGUGACAGUUGAUGAAGAGGAGGUGCCCCCCGAUACAGCUUUGGUAGACCAUGAGGACCAGACCAGCAAAGACUGUGAGGAGAGCAGGCUGAAGGUUUGAGGAGAGAUGGAUUUAAACAUAUACAUAAACAAUAUUGGCUUCCUUCUCAAAUUCCUUUCAUACUGAAGAAAGAACAUAUGAAAGAAAGUAAAUAUGUUGCACUAACUGCCACAUGGCCUUGCCUUAAAAGAACAGAGUUUUCAAUUCUAAUUAAAUCCUGUAAAAUAUCUUUGAGUUCCCUUUAGCAUAAUAGCACUGAAUGGUUUAACAUGCACAUAAAUAGUUUGACAUUAAUUAGAGGAUGCUCUAAUAUUCUCUUUCGGUGUUAGUGCAUGCUGAGACCAGGAGAGGCCUGUUACUAAUAAGUGAUGGGGACAUAGAGAAGCAUACACUAAAAUCAUCCAUGUGUCUCUCUGCAGUUUUUUCACGCUCUGUGCUAACACUUGAGCAUUCACUCUGCUGACAGACUGCAGCUGAUGAGCAUUAAUGUGUGUUGAACGUUGGUGAAACCUUUGCAGGAUAAAAAUAUAUUUGUACCAAAUACUUGCCAAUUGUAAAAGGCUAUCAUCAGAUCUGUCAGGUUUAUGACAUUUUAUUUUUAAAUCACUAAAAGUAAGUCUUCUUUUUGUUUGUAUGUAUGUAUCACAUGGGGGGGGGGGUCAUCUCACUGACCUCUCGUGGUAUCUAGCCAUGGUUUUCUUUGCUCAGGUAGUGACUUUUGUGUUGAAAAAUGACAAUUAUUUUAAUGGCAACUUGUCUUUUGAGAAAUCCUUCCUGGUUAAGCUUAAAAAGUCACAUACCUCUCUGUCAACAGUUGUCACAGGAAUUUUGCUUUGAUAUCUCAAAAGCUGGGCAUAUACAUCCUAGCACAAACCUUUUAAAAAAAGCAAAUGCUAAAUUCUUAGCACAGAGCACUUGACAAAUGAUCUACAAGAGGCACAUGGAUGAAUUUUCAUGUCUUUAUAGAUAAGCUGAGGCCCAAAAGCUAGUUGUAUUUCUUUAACUAGUUUAUAAGCUAGAUUCUGCAAUAUUUUAAGCGUAAACAACCAAUUAGAAAAUACUUUUGUGCCAAACAUGACAUAAUAACUGGCAGUCAGCUGGAAGUGGGUUAUAUACUGCAAAGCUGACAGACUUGUGGAGUUCAGGUACCAGGGUAUCAAUGAUUUAACACACACAAAUACACACAUUAAGGAGAUUUACCCAUUGCCAUUCCUUUAAUCAAUACUACUUGGGUGAACUUCUCCUUUUGAACGAGGACCAAAUCCCUGUUUGGACUGUGCGCUAUGCGCUGGACGACACCCAGAAGGUUUAAAUGUAUCCAGAUUUUUUUGUACAGAAAUGUUGACAUUUGUGCAAUGUGACAGCAUUAAUCCUUCCUUUCUUUUCCCCUGCCUACAAUUUCUGACUUGUUGGUAAUAAAUGUUUCUCCCCUA
Micropterus salmoides (largemouth bass) is the source of this 2159-nucleotide messenger RNA. RefSeq names its product dysbindin-like. Gene Ontology annotation, cellular component: plasma membrane; synaptic vesicle membrane; neuron projection. The record is from RefSeq and is a predicted model, not a curated record. Lineage: Eukaryota; Metazoa; Chordata; Actinopteri; Centrarchiformes; Centrarchidae. Gene Ontology annotation, biological process: neuron projection development; platelet dense granule organization; negative regulation of protein kinase activity. Bases 94 to 786 code for a protein of 230 amino acids. The transcript is spliced from 4 exons.